AUGACACAUCCACCAGCGCCAGUGUCGGCGUCGGCGUCGGCGUCAGCACCGCCGGCGUCUCCGUCGUCCCCGUCGUCCAGCCCUUCCCCAGUCCUACCGGCCAACACGUCCCUGUACGCACGGCAGCUCCUCAGCAACCCGCCGGCGUCACACAGCGCGGCCAUCGAAAGCGCCAUCUCGAAGCUUCAGCUCCUGGCGCACAUUGAAGGCGGCUACUUUGCCGAGACGGACCGGGACGCGCUGCUGGUGCCCAACCCGUUCCAGCACCUGCCGGCGCUGGCGAACCCGACCGCGACCGACGACUCGCCGACCCGCCACGCCAGCACGACCAUCUUCUACCUGCUGGCGCCGCGCAGCCCCGUGGGCUACUUCCACCGCAACCGCGGCCGGACCGUGCACACGCUGCACCGCGGGCGCGGCGUCUACGUUCUGCUGCACAUGGACCGCCGCGACGCGCGCACGGGCAAGGUGCCGGUCGAGACGUUCGUCGUCGGCCACGAUCUCGACAAGGGCGAGAAGCUGCAGUGGAUCGUCGAGGGGGGCAAAUUCAAGGCGAGUUUUUUGAUCCCCGACUCCGACUCCGACACAAACACCCCCGCCACUGAUACGGAUGUGGACGGUCAACCUGGCAGUGCAGCCGGCUUGCUCAUCAGCGAAACCGUCGUGCCGGGCUUCGAGUAUGCCGAUCACGAUUUCUUGACCGCCGAAACCAUGCGUGAUGCUUUGGACCCGGCCCAGCUCCACGAGCUGAAGUGGUUGUUGAAGAGGGACGAGCAGAAACGCUUGGAUGCGCUGUGA
Capronia epimyces CBS 606.96 is the source of this 798-nucleotide messenger RNA. RefSeq lists its product as uncharacterized. The transcript has a single exon. The coding region runs from base 1 to 798 and encodes 265 amino acids. The record is from RefSeq and is a predicted model, not a curated record. Gene Ontology annotation, cellular component: intracellular anatomical structure. Lineage: Eukaryota; Fungi; Ascomycota; Eurotiomycetes; Chaetothyriales; Herpotrichiellaceae.